AAUUGAAUUAAAUACUUCGUUGCUAAACACGAUGAGUAGAAAUAUACAGAAAACUGUUCUAAAACUUGGCUUGCCGAACGUAUUCAAUGCUCGGAAAAUUGUAUCAUUCGUAAGAAUAAUUUGCCGAUUGUUUUAUGGAGUGUUUUGUACAAUUAUUGGCAACCUUGUAAUAGAUAAACACUAAAUAUUAACACUGAACAUUGAUCAAAGUGUAAAAACACCUGCGAUAGUUUAGCCUACUUAUAGCAGACUAUUGAACUAACAAUCGCCAGUUGAAACUGGAAGUAAAAUUGCAUACAAAAUUAUUUUGCUAUCGCAACACUCGUAAUGAAAUGGUAUUUGUCAUUCUGUUACUUUUUUCCGGCCUUGAUCAAUCAAUCUCGUUCACGUGUCGUAUUUCUGAAAACUCAGCUAUAUACUUGAAGCACGGAAUAUUUACAACUGUUCACAAAUACUACACAGCCGAGGAAUGGAAAGAUUUUGCAGCUCGUAAUCCAGGUUGUAUUAAUAACAUCGCUGUUAGUUCAGGAACAGGGCAAGAAGACUUUGAGCGGCUCUCAAGUAUCGUAAAUUCCGUCCCAGAAAUUUCUUUCAUUUGCUUAGAUGUUGCUAAUGGGUAUUCUCAGCACUUUGUUGAGUUUGUGAGGAAAGUCCGAUUCGCCUAUCCAAAUCACACAAUAAUUGCUGGCAAUGUUGUAACUGGAGAAAUGGUGGAAGAGUUAAUACUCUCGGGGGCUGACGUGAUCAAAGUGGGAAUUGGGCCAGGCUCAGUGUGUACAACACGUAUGAAAACCGGAGUUGGUUAUCCCCAAUUAAGUGCAGUUAUCGAGUGUGCAGAUGCAGCCCAUGGUUUGAACGGGCAUAUCAUUUCUGACGGCGGAUGCACUUGCCCGGGAGAUUUAGCCAAAGCCUUUGGCGCCGGUGCCGAUUUUGUAAUGGCCGGUGGAAUGUUCGCAGGACAUGAUCAAUGCGGUGGGGAGACGAUCGAGAAGGAAGGGAAACGUUUCAAGCUCUUCUACGGCAUGGCUUCCUCUACCGCGAUGCAAAAACACGCUGGUGGAGUCGCGGAGUACAGAUCAUCGGAGGGCAAGACCGUCGAAAUUCCGUACAGAGGAGACGUAGAAAAAACCGUGUUGGACAUUUUGGGAGGACUACGAUCGGCAUGCACUUACACCGGAGCAGCUCGUCUGCAAGAACUUCCCCGAAGAGCAACGUUUAUACGUUGUACUCAGCAAUUGAACACCGUUUACGGUCCACCGAAUUGAAUUCUAGCGAAAAUUAUUACCAAAUUGCAAAAAAUACUUGUUAUAAUAUAUAUAUAUAUAUAUA
This is a messenger RNA of Neodiprion virginianus, 1329 nucleotides long. RefSeq names its product GMP reductase 1-like. Bases 333 to 1265 code for a protein of 310 amino acids. Gene Ontology annotation, molecular function: GMP reductase activity. The record is from RefSeq and is a predicted model, not a curated record. Gene Ontology annotation, cellular component: GMP reductase complex. Lineage: Eukaryota; Metazoa; Arthropoda; Insecta; Hymenoptera; Diprionidae. The transcript has 5 exons. Gene Ontology annotation, biological process: nucleotide metabolic process.